AUGUCGUUACUAGUAACUUGUUAUCAUUGUAAAAACAGAGUUGAAGCAAAAAAAACUGUCGUCUGUUCUAUGUGUAAAAAUGCUUACGAGUAUGAUUGCAUUGGAUACUCAGAGAAGCUACGUUUUAUGAAAGAUCUAGAAUCAAGAAAGAUAUGGAAAUGCAAAACAUGUGAAGAAUUAUCUAAACAUUCAGUCGUCACUACUAGGAAAAAAAUGCGCAACCCUGACAUGAGGGAGAAAGAAUCACCUGCAAUGGAAAUAACUGUACAGUCUACUCCAACAAACGUAUCGCAGCAAUGCCAUCAAGACUCACACAUACUUACUCAAGCGGAGCUGUCACUAGAAGAAUCGCCCUCAGGAUCAGAUCAAAUUUUAUUAAGUUUAGAUUAUUCGGUAACAGAUACUAUUACUGUGCAAGAACUAAAAGAAAACAUUACUCUAUUACAAUCAGAAUUAGAUAGCUCGCAUAGAGAAUUACAUAUUAGAAAAUAA
Messenger RNA from Diatraea saccharalis (sugarcane borer), 492 nucleotides. NCBI's taxonomy places the organism in Eukaryota, Metazoa, Arthropoda, Insecta, Lepidoptera, Crambidae. The record is from the annotation of a GenBank genome assembly.